Messenger RNA from Miscanthus lutarioriparius, 258 nucleotides. The record is from the annotation of a GenBank genome assembly. Lineage: Eukaryota; Viridiplantae; Streptophyta; Magnoliopsida; Poales; Poaceae.
AUGAAGGAGAUGCCCUUGAAUAGAUUCAUGCCCUUCCUUUCAAAAUGUUGUACUUCUACCGUUCAGACAUUCUCAUCAUAUUCAUCUUUUUCCUCGUCCUUGUCCCCGAUACAACCCUGGUUAUUUGUCGGUCUUGGCAACCCUGGUGAGAAGUAUCAAUCCACCGGGCAUAACGUGGGUUUUGAUAUGAUAAAUGCAUUUUGCAUAAUCCUGUGGUAUACCCCCGACUACACAUUACUUCAAAGCACUCUUUGGUGA